CCGCCCGGUGAGUCACGGCCAGGGGCCCCGUCGGGAAGCGCGUCCCGUGUUGGGGAGCCCGGCUCUAAGCUCGGCACCGGCUCGGCCGCUCGUCGGCCCCGAGGGACGCGCUGCUCCUUGCACGCCGCUGUCGUACCGCUCGUCCCAGCGCCCGGCGGGACGCGUGUGCUCCGCCUGUCCGGCAGGGGGCGGCCUUUGGCGCAGCCCGUGGAGCCGCGACCGCCCCGCGUGUAGCGGACAAGAUGGCGACGGCGCUGAGGGCGGCGAGGUGGCUGCGGCUGGAGGGCGGCGGGCCCGGGCUCGCUCCGACUCGUUCUGCAUUCUAUGCAAGAAAGCGUACUUAUGAUCAACCAAACUGGUUUGGAGUUGGCUUGGCUUUCGCCACCAGUGCUGCCCUGUGGGCUUUUCUUUUCAAGCAACAUAAUGAAGAUGUAAUGGAAUAUGAAAGAAGGAAACAAGAGAGACAACAUAAGUGUACAAGUUGUUCAUAGUUGACCAAAUGUUCAAUAACAAAUACCAUCGGUUGCAUCCUGUGAAUUAAGGAGCACAGCAGACCUGUCUAAAAGUAUUUAAACCCUUCGUACAUUUCAGCUGCAAGCUUAUAAAAUAAAGCGUGGAAGGAGCUUCUGAAGA
Messenger RNA from Coturnix japonica (Japanese quail), 633 nucleotides. It is a transcript of the gene NDUFC1, whose product is annotated as NADH:ubiquinone oxidoreductase subunit C1. The record is from RefSeq and is a predicted model, not a curated record. NCBI's taxonomy places the organism in Eukaryota, Metazoa, Chordata, Aves, Galliformes, Phasianidae. Gene Ontology annotation, cellular component: respiratory chain complex I; mitochondrion.